Cyprinodon tularosa is the source of this 2372-nucleotide messenger RNA. RefSeq names its product UBX domain protein 2A (gene ubxn2a). The transcript has 7 exons. Gene Ontology annotation, cellular component: cytosol; nucleus. Gene Ontology annotation, biological process: membrane fusion; nuclear membrane reassembly; Golgi organization. Lineage: Eukaryota; Metazoa; Chordata; Actinopteri; Cyprinodontiformes; Cyprinodontidae. The coding region runs from base 167 to 916 and encodes 249 amino acids. Gene Ontology annotation, molecular function: ubiquitin binding. The record is from RefSeq and is a predicted model, not a curated record.
UAUGUGAAGAGCGCAGAAAUAUAGAAGCAUUACGACAGCAGCCGGCUUCUUUACGGCACUCUUAUUUCUUGUAUCUACUAAGCAACCGCUGCCCAAAUUUUAGGCUGCAUAGAUGCAGCCUGGGUUAAAGGGAUACAGCUCGAACUGAUGGAAAACACAGACCAGCAUGAAAGAGACUGACACUGGAGGGGCUGAGAAGGAUGAGCAAUGCGAGGACAAUGAGGAAGAGGUUCCAAUGAGUCGCAGUUUCUCGGUAGAAGACCUCCUUGAUGAGGUGGAGAAGAUCUGCUACGAUGCAUCCGGGACGUCAAAGGUAAAGGAGGUGGAGAUGGUGGUGAGGCUGUGGAAGGACGGCUUUACCAUUAAUGACGGAGACUUUCGCAGCUACUCCGUGCCGGAGAAUCAACAUUUCCUGGAUGCCAUCAAAAGAGGGGAGCUUCCAGCAGAGUGGGAGAGCAGAGCAGAGGAAGAGGAGCUGGAAAUAAGUGUGGAAGAUAUGACUGAGGAGAAUUAUGUCCCCAGGAAGAAGGCUUUUCACCCAUUUAGCGGGAGAGGAUACCGACUUGGCAGCGUUGCUCCCAGAGUUGUGGCCCGGUCACCAUCUGUGCACGAGGAUGGAGAAUCUCCUCCUAUUCCCAUGGUAACACUAGACCACUCCCUACCCGUCACCUCUCUGCAGAUCUGGUUGGCCGACGGCAGGAGACUGAUACAGAGGUUCAACCUAUCGCAUAGGAUCUCUGAUGUCCAGGAUUUUGUUGCACGUUGCCAGAGGAGCUGCCCACCGUUUGUCCUGACGACAUCACUUCCUUUCCGCGAGCUCAACGACAAAGAUUUAAGUCUGGAGGAGGCGGAUUUGGCACAUGCAGUCAUCAUGCAGAGACCUCUGAACACACAGGCUGUGUUUGGACACUCCUGACCGACACAUACCCACACCUAACGCUGCAUGCCACCUUCCCCUUCUCUCACAGACGCAUCCACCCCACCUCUUUUUUUUUUUAUAGCCGCCUUAAGGCUUCCUGCACCUUGAAGUAUUUUAGUCCUAUCCAUGUACUUUUAACUUAAUUGCUCAGUUUAUUUGGUUUUCUCUACAAUCUAAAGGUGAAAUCCUCUCCAGGAUAUUUAGAAAGUGCUGCUAAGGUGCUGUUCUGUUGACGGUGUCUACUUCUUUCUUGAUUUUUCUGCAAAGCCAAGUUUGCCUGAACAGAAUCCUGAUUAGUGGCUACACAGGCAAAUCCACGGUGUCACAUUUAUGCAUCUGGAAUGAAAUUUGCAUCCCUUCAUCAAACACCUAAAGGCCACUGUCUUUUCAUUAGCUAUUUGAACCUUUAUUGAGGUAAACUGAUAUUACAGCAUACAGCUUUAAUUACUGAGGUGAAAACACAAGUAAAAUAAAAUUUUAGAUUAAUUUUAAAUUACACAAUGAGGCGGAAACUUGUUCAUUGAAUGCAGUAAUGUCUGGUUACAUUUGCCUUUAUAAAUUGCAGAUGUUCUUUGAAUAUUAAUAUAGAUUCUUGACCUCUCUUUAUAAGAAUUGGACAGGAUUCAUGAUAGGAAACCAAAAUAAUGUAACCAACUCUAAACCAGAAUAGUGGUCAAAUAUACACUCCAAAUUGUUCAAAAUGCUUGCAGAUAAGCAACCUUCCUACCUGCUUAAGACCACUUAUAAAAGUAUUGAUGGUGAUAUAUGCAUAUGCUUGAACAUCUGCAUGUAUAAUUUGACCUUUAUGUAAAUCAGAGGAAAUGCAAUGUUAACUUAUUAAAGAUCAUUAAAGUUGUAUGCUGUAUAAUCACUCCUCUGGGAAAGGAAAAGUUCAAAUAAAUCAUUAAAAGCUCCAAAAUGAAUAUAAAUCCCAUCCAAACGUCUGCUCUGAGCCGCCACCCCUUCCCCAUGACUUCUCAGUUCCUGUUAGACAGCUAUGAUCAAAGUCUUCCCAAAGUAUGAACACAACUCUUAUGCACUGUUAGCAGUUUUAACCAGGAGCUGAUGGGUUAAGUUUACAUUUAGGUUUUGUUUGCACAGCAGUGAUGUUCUGGUCUUUGUAUGUUUUGAUUAUUUCUUUAAAUGUGAAUACUCAUCUCUGUUUUAUUGCGGUUUAUGAGGAGGAGUAAGAAAAUGUGAAAUCUGCUGCUUGAUUGAAUGAUUGAGGAACCCCUCAAAUCAUAAUUUAAUGUAAUACCCCCUCCCUCCAGAGUUAAGCUUCUUUUACUUCCGUUUGACAAAGAACAUCUAUUAUUUUAUGCUGGAUGAGGGAUUGAAUUCAACAAUGAUUUAACAUCUUACAUUCUUAUUUUAUAUCUCUUUUUUUAUUGCAUCAUUAUUAUUUUUUUAACCCCAGAAACUUACAUAUUUCUGAGCCUUUUUUAUGAGAUUG